ACCCUCCUGCCCACUCCUCCCUCACAACAGGUCAGUCAUCCCACGACUGCCUUCCGCUUGUAACGCUGCCGUGUUAUCUUUUCAAUACUUUUUGUAUUUGAUAUCGCGAUGAAAACACUGCGGGAAACACUCGCUUUCGUCGCUCAGCUGGCAGUGGGCCUCGCCCUAUACUGGCUGCUACGCGGCGCCGUGCCGGACACCAGGGAGGUGUCCAAGCUGCGGCGGGCCUGGGAGGCCUCCGGGCCCCAGACCACCGUUGUUGGGAAAGUGCGCGGCCGCCUGGCCGACUCCUGGUGGCUGGGGCCCCUGCGCCCGGCGCCCCUAAGGGACCCUUUUGCCGAGUGCGGCCUGUUGCCCCUCGGCAGUCCCGGUGCCGGCGGGCUGCUGGAGGGUCUGUCGCUGCAGAUCCAUUCACGGGCAAUUUUGGACUGCCUGCAGCGACAAAUGGAGGUGGCCCUCGGUGAACACGAGGCGUUCACCCUCUGGCUCCAGGUGGCCGCAGGCUGUGGUCUCCUCUUCGUCUUCCUGGUGGCGUGCAGCCUCCUCCUGGGGCGGAGCAGAUCGCGGCGCGGACUGCCCCAGGAGGAAGCACCCCAGGAAGAGGAGGAGGCUUCUCUCCCAGGCACUCCUGCCGAAGAUGUGCCUGUGGCCGUGCAGGAGGCCGCUCCUGCCGAGGCACGGCCAGCACAGGCAGAGGAAGAAGAAUCCCUCCCUGGCAAAGUGUCUGUGGCCCUUCAGGAGGCUGCCACUGUUGAGGCCCGGCAAGCACAGGUAGAGGAGGAGGAAUCCCUCCCUGGCGCGGUGUCUGUGGCCCUUCAGGAGUCUGCUCCUGUUGAGGCCCGGCAAGCCCAGGCAGAGGAGGAAGCGUCCCUCCCUGGCGCUGUUCCUGUGGCCCUUCAGGAGUCUGCUCCUGUUGAGGCCCGGCAAGCACAGGUAGAGGAGGAAGCGUCCCUCCCUGGCGCUGUUCCUGUGGCCCUUCAGGAGUCUGCUCCUGUUGAGGCCCGGCCAGCCCAGGCAGAGGAGGAUGAAUCCCUCCCUGGCGCUGUGUCUGUGGCCCUUCAGGAGUCUGCUCCUGUUGAGGCCCGGCCAGCCCAGGCAGAGGAGGAUGAAUCCCUCCCUGGCGCUGUGUCUGUGGCCCUUCAGGAGUCUGCUCCUGUUGAGGCCCGGCCAGCCCAGGCAGAGGAGGAGGAAUCCUUCCCUGGCGCUGUGUCUGUGGCCCUUCAGGAGUCUGCUCCUGUUGAGGCCCGGCUAGCCCAGGCAGAGGAGGAGGAAUCCUUCCCUGGCGCUGUGUCUGUGGCCCUUCAGGAGUCUGCUCCUGUUGAGGCCCGGCCAGCCCUGGCAGAGGAGGAUGCGUCCGUCCCUGGCGCUGUUCCUGUUGCCGUGCCGGAGAUUGUUACUGCCGAGCCUCGGCCAGCUCAGGCGGAGCAGCCGGGCGCGGAGGCUCGCCAGGCUCUCCGUCAGGAGUGGUGGUAUACCCAUCACCUGCCGCCACGUUACGCACGGCGCCUGCUGGACAUAAAGGUCAUCAGGAGUUUACGCUCCAAGAGCUGCGCACAGUUCAAUUACGACAAAACCACGAAGCAGCUCCUUGUCAGAGGCCCAAAGCACGAUGCCCUGGCAAUGCACAACGCCAUCAGGGACAUGCUGGCCACGUUUGAACGCCAGGACAAGAAGGCUGCCGCCGCCCGCCGCCGUCAGCAGUGGUGGCGCUACACGCUGUACAUGCCGCCCCGAUACGUGCGCGCCCUGCUGGGUCCCGAGAGCACCUACUUAAAUAAUCUGCUGGCGCGCUACAACGUGAAGGUGGAUCACGACCCGACGAGGAGGCUGGUCCACGUCCAGGGCCCCAGAAAUGACGCCCUGACAGUUUACCGGGCCAUCCAGGAGAUGUUGGCCACCUGGCGGUGGCAGGAAAAGCCUCAGUAUUAGCUUUCAUUGCUUCUCGUGGCAUCAUGUGCUGAGGCCAUCACGCACCGAGGAUUACUCUUUGGCGAUCUUCCACACACUCGGUAACAGGCCAUCACGGAUCAGGACGCUUGGCGGGUUAUGCAAUACUUGAGCUCCCGUCUGCCACUGGAGGCUGUCCUUACCCCCGCCCCAAGGCCUCACACUCGGAACAGUCAUCAAUGAUCAGGACGCUUGGCGGGUUAUGCAAUACUUGGACUCCCGUCUGCCACUGGAGGCUGUCCUUACCCCCGCCCCAAGGCCUCACACUCGGAACAGCCAUCAAGGAUCAGGACGCUUGGCGGGUUAUGCAAUACUUGGACUCCCGUCUGCCACUGGAGGCUGUCCUUACCCCCGCCCCAAGGCCUCACACUCGGAACAGUCAUCAAGGAUCAGGACGCUUGGGGGGCCAUGCAGUACUUGGACUCCCGUCUGCCAUCGAAAGGUGUCCCUAACGCCGCCCCAAGGCGUCUCAUGACUUAACUUUUCUUACUCUUGAUACAUUCAUAGAUCAAUGUUUCCUUUAAAA
This is a messenger RNA of Eriocheir sinensis (Chinese mitten crab), 2473 nucleotides long. RefSeq lists its product as uncharacterized. Gene Ontology annotation, molecular function: RNA binding. The transcript is spliced from 2 exons. NCBI's taxonomy places the organism in Eukaryota, Metazoa, Arthropoda, Malacostraca, Decapoda, Varunidae. The coding region runs from base 109 to 1929 and encodes 606 amino acids. The record is from RefSeq and is a predicted model, not a curated record.